UUGAAUGUGCAUGCCAUUGAAUUGGCAUCGUUUGUAUCGGAAGCAGAGCGCGUCACAUAUAUAUACAUCGUCGAACAAAAUACAAAAAUUUCUUUCCGUUGAUAUCAUCGGUACGACGCUACGUAACAUUGCAUCACAUCACAUCAUACAACAAUACAAAUACCAAAAUUAUAUGGUAACCGUUGAUCCUAUAGCAUUUUUUGUAUAAAUCCCGACAAUUGAAGCUUGCCAAGUGUUUUGGAAUUUUUUUUUGACCCAACAGUGAUGGAUUCUCACACACAAUUUCUUCAAAUAAUGCACGAACCGAAUGCAAUUCGAUAACGGACAGAAUAAAUUAGUUUAGUGAUUUUGCUGAUUGAAAGAUCUAAGCAUCGCAACGGAUUGAUCGAAUUGCUUUGUUCAUUUGGUGAUGUUUCGUUUGUGGAUAAUAACACUGAAACGAACUUCAUGGAUUGGCAAAAGGAAUUAGCGCUGAGCAUAAAUGAAGACAAAAAGAUCGAAAAAUUUAAUGUCAAAUAAAUAACGCCCAUAAAAACAGUUUUUCGUAAGAGAGCGGCAGCAGCAAAGUACAGAUUACAAAAAAAAAAAACACGAGAAUUGAGAAAUAAAAGGAAUUCGGUGCAAUGAUACAAUACAUAUUCGCACGCAAACACAGGAAGACAGCAGUGAAAAUGAAAACUAUUUGCUCAAAUUAAAUUGUUGCAGCGACGAAGUGAAACAAAAUAUCAAAAGUGUCUGUUGUCGCCGUAAGAAUUUGUUUGUUUGUUUGUUUUUUUCUCUGUCCCUUGUACAAAGCAAAAAAGAAAACAGAAAAAAACGUGAACAAAAAGUGCAUAAAAGGAGUCGAUUCACGGCUCCGUUCUUCGUUCAUCUCGCACUAAAUGUGCUGAUGUGCAAUUUGGCUCCGAUAGCAAAACAGCGAAUAGAGAAGUAGAACGUGUGGACAGGCUAGAGGAAGAGCGCCUAAAAUAGGAGAAAGAAAGACGAAAAAAAGUUAUCGCCAAAAAUAACGUCACAUCCACCAGCAACAUCAACGUCAUCGUUCAACGAAAUAUACAAACAAGACGAACGUUAUUAAAUUCCAUCGCAAAUUAGUUCGAAAAUAAAAAGGGCAAAAAUUCAACAGAAGUACGUCAAACGUGUACAAUCACCAUGAGAAUGCCACUGACUACAGCCGAAACACUACGAGCAUGUAUUUUAUCAUGGAUUUUAUCAGCUCUUGUUGUUCAUGGCGUGGUCGGCGGAAAUCCAGAUGCAAAACGCCUGUAUGACGAUUUAUUAAGUAAUUAUAACAAAUUAGUGAGGCCCGUGGUGAAUACUUCGGAUGUGCUUAAAGUCAGCAUUAAGCUUAAAUUAUCGCAACUGAUUGACGUGAAUCUAAAAAAUCAAAUAAUGACAACAAAUCUUUGGGUGGAACAGUCAUGGUUCGACUAUAAGCUCAGGUGGGAGCCGAAAGAGUAUGGUGGAGUGCAGAUGCUUCAUGUGCCAAGUGAUCAUAUAUGGCGGCCCGAUAUUGUGUUAUACAACAAUGCGGAUGGAAAUUUUGAAGUGACACUUGCAACUAAGGCCACAAUAUACUCGGGUGGAUUAGUAGAGUGGAAACCUCCAGCAAUUUAUAAAUCAUCCUGUGAAAUAGAUGUCGAAUAUUUUCCAUUCGAUGAACAAACUUGUGUGUUAAAGUUUGGAUCAUGGACUUACGACGGUUUCAAGGUGGACCUAAGACAUAUGGACGAACAAGUUGGCAGUAAUAUCGUUGACUUUGGUGUCGAUUUAUCUGAAUUUUAUAUGUCCGUUGAGUGGGACAUUUUAGAGGUACCAGCUGUACGAAAUGAAAAAUUCUACACAUGCUGCGAUGAACCGUACUUAGACAUCACAUUCAACAUAACAAUGCGACGAAAAACGUUAUUUUACACAGUAAAUAUCAUAAUUCCAUGCAUGGGAAUAUCAUUUUUAACGGUGCUAACAUUCUAUUUGCCAUCGGAUUCUGGUGAAAAGGUAACGCUUUCGAUAUCGAUUCUUAUUAGUCUCCAUGUGUUCUUCUUGCUGGUUGUUGAAAUCAUCCCGCCUACAUCGCUGGUGGUUCCUCUGCUGGGAAAAUAUUUGAUUUUCGCUAUGAUACUUGUCUCCAUCAGCAUUUGUGUCACAGUCGUUGUAUUAAAUGUACAUUUUCGAUCGCCGCAAACGCAUCGAAUGGCGCCAUGGGUGAAAAAAGUGUUCAUAAACUUUUUACCGAAAUUGUUGUUUAUCAAAAGACCGCAGUACAAUUUCGAAACCAGUCGAAAAUUGCUUGGCGAUUCGCAUGUGUGCUUUUAUCCAUAUUAUUCAACAACGCAUUUGGAACAAAGCUCACAAUUCAGUCGGGUACAUUCAAAGGAUGAUUUAACACCAACAAGCUUAAGCCGAUCUGGACCGUUUGGAAGUUGUCAAAUUCACGGUUCUAUGCCAAUGCCACAGUCGGAGUCAGACGAUUUAUCAAAUAUGCCGGAUAUUGAUAAUGCCUCUGGCGGCAUUAAAAGUCCAAUUAUUAAUAAUCCAGCCUUUUCACACUCAAAAUGCCCACCAGAAAUACAUCGCAGCUGCUUCUGUGUACGAUUUAUUGCUGAACAUACAAAAUUGCUGGAGGAUUCAACAAAGGUGAAAGAAGAUUGGAAAUACGUAGCAAUGGUUUUAGAUCGGCUCUUUUUAUGGAUAUUCACGUUGGCGGUUUUAGCGGGUACAGCUGGAAUAAUACUGCAAGCGCCCACACUAUACGAUGAUAGAAUACCAAUUGAUCGAAAAUGUUCGGAAUAUGCGCCCGGCCAAACGCCAGUUGGUAGAUGUCCCGAACAAUAACGAUGAUUUCAUACUGUUGAAAAUCGUAUAUUUAUCACCGUUUAUUUUAACUGAAGCGUACACAUCGCGUAACGGUCCUUCAUUCUUACAUUCCAAUUUUAAGAUUUUUGGCAAUGGCUCUGUGCAAAAGAGCAAAACUAGAUAGUUGCGACGCGCGAAUUUUACUUCAAACGAACAAUAAAAUGAUAAAAAAUAUAUAUAAAAAAAAUUUAUUUGAAGAUAUUGCAGUUUUAUUGCAAGACAAAAUGUUCCGCUGUUCAUGGCCAAUGAUAACUUAAGAUAGAAUGGCCGUCUUCGUUGUGUACGCUUUGGACGUUAGGUUUAGACAGUAUUGAAUAAAAAUGUUUACAGUAUGAUGUGUACAAAAUACCAAAAUUACCAAGGGAAAAGAAGAGAUAAACAUACAUAGAGAAGAAUGAGAAAAAGAUAAGGUGAGAUAGAAUUGCAGCCAUAUUUUUGUUAAUCAUGGUUCGAAAUGAGUGCCUCAAUUUGAGUAUAUUGACUGAUGAGAACGAUCAGCAGCAAUGAAAUCAACUACUACGAAUAUAUUUACCAUUUUCCAAUGAAAAGCAAAUAAACAACAAAAAAAAAAACAAUGAAAAAAAUCAUGACGAGUCACCAUCGAACGCGCUCAUACAUAUAUCUUCGUUCGUUAUGAAGCCUGGCUGUAUUCGAUCGUUGAACCGACUUUGAUAAAAUGGAUAAAAAUCGCCAAUGGUUAGCAAUGCGGCACUGUCACUUAAAUUUGGUCGUACAAAUCUGGUACGUAAAUAACAUUACAUAUAAUACAAGUAUGUAUGGGGCUCUUCUUGACAACUUCCUAUUCUUUAAGUGUAGACAGGAAAUUUCAAGUAUUUGAAUAGUUUUUCCAACAUCUUUUUUCGGUUCAUGCUGCAAUGAAGAGAAUAUUCUUGUUUUAAGCAUGAAUGAACCAUGUCUCUGGUCUUUUAAAGCGCGAAUCGAUGGUGAAUUUUGAUAUUUUUGUACAUAAUAUUCGAAUUGAAAAGCACCAUAUACUGCAAUCAACAAAAACAAUACAACUUAAAAAGUUUAAAAAAAAAACACCAACAACUUCAAACGACACAUAAAUUUCACUACUAAGCGCAACAAAAUUACGCCCGUUGUUCAAAAAGUCAUCGAAAUGUUUGAAUGAAUGUUGCAAUAUCGCGCAAAAUUUAGUUUGUCGCGACUGUACAACUGCACGACAUUACCCAUGUUAUAUAAGUUGCAAAAAUUGAAGCUUUUUGCGAUAAUUCGGCCCUAUAACAAACGAUAAACGACUACAGAAAAUGACAACAAAGAAGCGCAUCAAAUACAUAGAUUGAUGCAGACAUAUACUAGUGUGUGGAUGAAGUGAAUGGUGCUAGAUGGAUGGUAAAAGUGCAAUAAUCGAAAUAUUUUUUUUUCGUUAGUUUCAUCUCUUUUAAAUUCAACUUCGAGAAUAGUUCAAGUAUAAUUAUCUGGGACACGGAAAAAUAUGUAGAGAGACAGAAUUUAAAUUUAAUACUUCAAUAUUGGUGUCGGUCAUGUGUCUGCAACACUUGUGUAUGAUCAAAAAAUGUAAUAAAAUAAUAAGAAAAUACAUUCAUUCUCGCUGCACUGAGUCAGUAAAGUAUUUGCCUCGGAACACAUUUCCAUAAUACGAAUGAAAGAUAGAUAGAGCAAGAGAGGUGGGAGAAAUGAGAGAAAAGCAGAAAGUGGCGCAAAUGAUUGGCAUACGAACAUAUACCAUCAAAAACGCGUAUGAGUGUAAUGCUUUUUGAUUUUGAAGUGAAUGAGUUGCGACACAAGGUUGACAGUGUUUGUAUGCGGAACAUGGUUACGAUAUACGUGUAUUUUUUUCUCACACUUCCUCAACGGUUCUUCCGCACUUCAACUUAAAAACGCGUUUUACACUCAUAAAUACUCGUAGUCUUUCAACUUGCAUAAUAUGUACAGUGCCGUCAGAAAAUUUGAGACCAAGCUCAUUUUUUUCAUACAAUUUCAUAAAAAUUGACGAUUUUUUGGAGCAAUAUUUAAUAUAUUUCGGAAAUAGCUAGACCCAUAAUUUUUAGAGUAAACCAGUGAAGUUUUACCAAAAAAUAUCUACGCGUUUAAAAAAUAUCCGAGGUUUGCACUUUCAAGUGUGAAAAAUGACACAUUUAUUUUGAUAUUUUUUAAACGCGUAGAUAUUUUUUGGUAAAACUUCACUAGUUUACUCUCCGUAAAUAGAACAAUAAGUGUGCAAAAAAUUAUGAGUCCUAGCUCUUUCUGAAAUAUAUUAAAUAUUGCUCCAAAACAUCGUCAAUUUGUAUGAAAUUGUAUGACGUUUUUUUGCUUGGUCUCAAACUUUCUGACGGCACUGUAUGUGCACUAAACAGUAUUUGCAUCAUUAAAAAUGUUGAAGCCAAAAAACGAGAAAUCAUCGGCAAUAGAAUCAUGCUGGAAUUAGAUUUUUAAUUAUUGAGAGGGCAGAAAUUUAUAAUUGCUAUGAUUGCAUAAAAUUAAUAACAACCAGCUUGUGGUAACUGAACGUUCUGCCGAGACGGUCAUGUGGUUCGUCGUUGGUAUUAGAAAUGGAAGUAGAUAGCUCUAAUAACCACACGGACCCGCUGGCAAACAUAUUGGACUGUCGUUACUUUUAUACGAUUUUUGAGCUGAUUUUUUUAAAUUUUGGGGUCGAAUACAUCGUUUUUUCCUCUUCUUCUUCUUUCAUCUCUUCGUUCAUCGUUUUUUGAUAGACAAUUCCCCCCAUAUUGGCAAAGCAGCUAUUUUUCUUUUCUAACCAAAUUGUGCUUUCACACAAUAAAACUUUAUACUUGACUCGUUAUUUUUUUUUUUUAGUUUUUACGUCUUUUUCGUUAUUUCGUUCUCAUUUGCUCUUCAUUUUGCCGCUCUCUUUUAUUCGUUUCAUCUUUCUUUCCAUUUUGUUGUUUAUUCUUUUGAAAACUUUUCCCUUGGCCAUCCCAAAAACUUUUCGCGACGAUAAUAUGUGUGCAAAAGAUGAGCACAUCCAAGACUCGAAUACAGAUCAAAAGAGAAAAGUAAGAAUGAAACGAAGUUGUUAUUUGCGUUGCAAUAUUAUUGGUAAGCGGUUUCAGGUAGUCAGGCAGAAACUACCUUCGACUUUUUAAACAGUUUGUGUGUUGGAAAUUCUUCUUAAAAUUAUGUUCAAGCGGCCAAAAGCUUUUUUUUCUCUUCAUAUUUACAAAGUAUUUCGUUUAAUUAUUAUUGUUGCAUAUUUCGAUUGUCUUAUGCGGCAGAUUUUUUUUUAUCUCAUGUUUUGCUUUGUUUUUUUUUCUCGUUCUUUAUGAAGAGUCCAGUUUGAGUGUUCUUCAUAUUUUGUUUGAAGUUGGAAGCCCGCACUAUUUGUAAAAUGUUUAUUGAGGAUCAAAUUGAUUAACUAGAAAGCGCAGUUUGCACAAAAUUUCGAUCGGAAUCGGGUCAUGAAGCAUCGUUAUUUUCCAUAAUGUCAACUGCAUGAUUCAUAAAAAAAAUGUUUAUGUGAGGGAUUCGGGAAAUACAGAGAAUUAAUUUUGAGCAUGCUUUGCGUUAUGCCACCUUAAGCAUUAAAAAAAAAAACGAAAAAAAAAAUCUGAACAAGUACCCGCAUACGCUUCAUACAAUUUCUACAACGAAUCAUUUUUUUUUUUGUGUUUACGACAAUUUUUUUUUGUGUGUUGAGAUGCUCCGCCGAGAGAAAAAUUGCAAAAAAAUGCACCAAAUUUUUACUUCACUUCUGUACUUCGCAUUAUGAGCGUUAUUUUUGUUUUCUUCUUUUUCUUACAUUCCACAUUUGGUGGCACAGCAACAACAAAGUUCGCCAAAAUAAAUUGCUGUAAGAGCAAGUGAAAUGAGACACAAAGUGUUUGAUACACAAAGCAAGAAUGAAAGAAAUAGACUAUGUUAGAAUGAGAUGGUUUGAAACAAGCGUUCAGGAUCGCAUACAUUUAUGCGAUACAUUGAAUGAUGCAUGCAUCGUUUGAUGCGAAUCAAAUAACGCAAACACAACGCUAACGAUGUCGCUAUGAGUACGGACCUGACAGCGCACCACGUGCUUAUAUGAUACACGUAAUGAUGUGAAUGUUCAAUAAAGCAAGACCGUCGUGUGCUACUAGAUCCGCACGUACAACGACAGCGUUAGCGUUAUUUGAUGCGCAUGAAAUGAUGCAUGCAUCAUUCAAUCUAUCGCAUAAAUGUAUGCGAUCCUGAACGCUUGGUUUGAAAAAAAAAAACCCGGCCCAACAUUAUUAAAGUAGAUUUUGCAAAGAAGACAUCAUCAUGACAGCAUAAUUUUAAUAUGCAUAGUUUCCAUUUAAUUUUGUUGAUUUCAUGAUACUGUCCGCAGUCUAGAGAAUUCAUUUACUGUAAAGUGAUGAUACCAUUUUCUCAACAUUUUCCACAUUACGCAACACAAUAACACAACAAAGCGGUUGAAGAACCAAACAAGGACCGAUGAAGAAAGUGAGUGAAAAGAAAAGAACAGAGUGAUGGGAAGUCUACAAAAUUUGUUAUUGCAAAUUCAAUGCAAUUUCACUUGAACGUGAAUAUGAAGCUCCCUUGGAUUUUCCAAAGAAAAAAAUCAACGGAAAUUUAACCGGGAAUAUAAAAUGAGAGCAUAGAAAUCUUUGACCGAACAUAGAGAAAAAAAUAUAAAUUGAAAUUGCAUUGUGAAUUUGAUUAAAUGAGCCGAUGCAGUCAAUAUCGAGGGCAAAUAGAAAAUGAACCGGCACAAACCACACAAUUAUUAUCUCAAUUUGUAAAUUAAAUUCCAAACUUUUAGCAAACUAAGCGUUAUAAUUCUAAACACGAAAUAAAGGAGAAAAAAAAUUAAGAAUCUUAAUUAAAAUACAAACCAAUCAAAUUGGUAAAAAAAAAUUAAAAGCAAAUUCACGAGAGAGGGAGGAAACAAAAAAGAAAAAGCGUACUCACUAAUUCGUUACUCUUGGAAUUAUGUGAUUUCGUGAUAGAAUUGAAUGCAGCCAAAAUGAAACAAAGAAAGUGCUGACAACCAACGACAAGACAUUAAAUCAUUGUCCAUUUUUCAACAGAAAUCAUUAAUCAUUUGUGUUGAGUAAUUUAGUUCUAUUUUUCUUUCCGUUUUCAACAAAGUGUUUCGGAUGUAUCGGUAAUUUAUACACGAUAUUCAGUUACAUUUCGAAAUAUUUGUAAUUUCCGUGUUUCGAUUAAAAUCAAUGUGAUUCCAAAUGCAGCGCAUCGCAACACAUUAAUUUUUUUUCUGUCUCUUUCUCUCUCAAGAUUAUUUGUUGCCCGUUUUUUUCUCGUUCCAAAUCACUUUUUUCACGAUUUCAGUUUCCAUUGGAGAAUUGUCCAUGAUUCGAACAUAAAAUAUGGUGUAUUUGAUUUUGUGUCACACUACUGAUUUUCAUUAUAAUGAGCAAUAGAGAGUAACGAACAGGCUCUAUACAGUAACAAUCAAAUAUUUGAUAGAUGUUCGAAACCUGUCUUCUAUCGACAUUCUCCGAAUUAUUCAAUUGAAUAAAUGCGAAUGAAAAUCAACUGAUUCAGUGUCAGUCAAUUGAGGGCACCAUGAUAUUUAUGCUGAAUAAGAACCUUCCAAAUUUCUUUUUUAUAUAAAAUAUAUAUCUAUAUUGUCAUGUAUAUGUUAUGUGUAUGUAUGUAUGUAAAGCAGUUGCCAGUUAAAGUUCCUCACCAAAUUUCUAUGUGCUUGAAAAUAAUCGUUUUUAUCAGAUCUCGCAACAGCGAAUACGAACAAUAGAUGGUACUUUUAAUUCGAACCUUAAAAUUCAAAGCGACGUAGACGAUGUAGCAUUGUCAAGAACCAAUUAGCUAAAAUUAAACUAGCUAAAUAGAUGAUUUUUUUUUGUUCCGAAAAUCGGAUACCAAAAAAAAAAA
Messenger RNA from Contarinia nasturtii (swede midge), 8688 nucleotides. RefSeq names its product acetylcholine receptor subunit alpha-like (gene nAChRalpha4). The record is from RefSeq and is a predicted model, not a curated record. The transcript has 18 exons. The coding region runs from base 1153 to 2832 and encodes 559 amino acids. Gene Ontology annotation, biological process: nervous system process; regulation of membrane potential; chemical synaptic transmission. Gene Ontology annotation, molecular function: transmembrane signaling receptor activity; acetylcholine-gated monoatomic cation-selective channel activity. Gene Ontology annotation, cellular component: postsynaptic membrane; neuron projection; synapse. Lineage: Eukaryota; Metazoa; Arthropoda; Insecta; Diptera; Cecidomyiidae.